Messenger RNA from Anopheles funestus (African malaria mosquito), 1860 nucleotides. Its product is annotated as alpha-amylase 1-like. The record is from RefSeq and is a predicted model, not a curated record. Gene Ontology annotation, molecular function: cation binding; alpha-amylase activity. The transcript has a single exon. Gene Ontology annotation, biological process: carbohydrate metabolic process. Lineage: Eukaryota; Metazoa; Arthropoda; Insecta; Diptera; Culicidae. The coding region runs from base 296 to 1786 and encodes 496 amino acids.
AUCUUUCAUUGAUGAAGAAGUUUGUAUACUUACAAUGUCCAUAAGCUCAUUUUUAUCGCAAUAUUACAAUUGUGGGAAUUUUUGUCAUUGAUUUGAUAUAAUUUGCUAGAAGAAUCUGAACAUGAAAACUGAUCGGUUAAUUGCUAUUUAAUCCGUUUCAUUAUCUUAUCACAAACGAUAUUUUUCCCCCCUUGGACCACCUAUUGCAAGUAGUCAGAAGUAUUUAUAACACUGCAGCUGGUGGUCUAGUGUAACCAAAAUCUUCAAAGUGUUGUGUAGUAAAGAAGUUGUAGCAAUGCGUGCCGCCGUAGUGCUGUUAGCUGUGUGUGCCACCCUAGUCACAGCCCAGUUCAACACCCAUCAAUGGGCUGACCGGAGUGGUAUUGUGCAUUUAUUCGAGUGGAAAUGGGAUGACAUCGCUGCUGAAUGCGAGAACUUUCUAGCGCCGCGUGGAUACGCUGGUGUACAGGUGUCUCCACCGACUGAGAACGCUGUCAUUGGGGGAAGCUUCCAAAGGCCUUGGUGGGAAAGGUAUCAGCCGAUGUCCUACCGUCUAGAGACACGUUCUGGAACGGAAGCUCAGUUUGCUAGCAUGGUUCGUCGCUGUAACGAUGUCGGUGUGCGGAUCUAUGUCGAUUUGGUGAUUAACCACAUGGCUGAUCUGGUUGGAGGUGGUGGUACUGCUGGCAGCACGGCCAACCGACCAAACUUCUCGUUCCCAGGCGUACCAUUCAGUGCGACGGACUUCAACCCACCCUGUCUUAUUACGAACUACAACGAUCCUAUCAUGGUCCGCAACUGCCAGCUGGUCAGUUUGCCCGACUUGAACCAGGGCAUCCCAUGGGUACGCGAUAAGAUUGUGGAACUUAUGAAUCAACUGAUCAGCUUUGGUGUGGCUGGAUUCCGAGUGGAUGCCGUCAAGCACAUGUGGCCCGGAGAUCUUCAGGUCAUCUACAACCGUAUGAACAAUCUACCAACGUCGCAUGGUUUUCCACCAAACGCACGUCCUUUCCUAACGCAGGAGGUGAUCGAUCUGGGUGGUGAGGCGGUAACGCGUGAUGAGUACACGCAUCUGGGUACGAUCACCGAGUUCCGCCAUUCGGCCGAGAUUGGACGCGUGUUCCGUGGACGCAAUCCUUUCCGGCAUCUAACAAACUGGGGUACCGGUUGGGGCUUUCUGCCAUCGCAUCUCGCACUCGUCUUCAUUGACAACCACGACAAUCAGCGCGGUCAUGGUGGUGGUGGCUCGGACGUACUUACCUACAAGGUGCCACGAAACUACAAAAUGGCCACCGCCUUCAUGUUGGCCCAUCCAUUCGGAAUUGUACGCGUUAUGAGCUCGUUCUCGUUCAGCGAUUCGGAGCAGGGUCCACCACAAGAUGCCAACGAGAAUUUGAUAUCUCCAACGUUCAAUCCGGACAACUCGUGCGGUGGUGGCUGGGUGUGCGAACACCGAUGGCGUCAGAUUUACAAUAUGAUUGGGUUCCGUAAUGCUGUCGCUGGCACGCAGAUUAACGACUGGUGGGACAAUGGUAACUACCAGAUGGCAUUCUGCCGUGGUUCCCGUGGUUUCAUCGCCUUCAACCUAGAAUCGUUUGAUUUAAAUCAGAACCUGCAGACCUGUCUGCCGGCGGGAACGUACUGUGAUGUGAUUUCUGGUGAUCUUGUAAAUGGAGCUUGUACCGGCAACUCGAUAACAGUCGGUGGUGAUGGACGCGCCCAAAUUGUCCUGCCAGCUAAUGCAUACGACGGUGUUUUGGCUAUCCAUAUUAACUCGCGUACUUAAUGAUCAGUUCGUAGCUUUAGAUCAAAUAAAAACGAAUAUGUUUACUACAAAGGAUGUAAUGUACAUACCAUUUU